AUGUCCAGCUCCCCCGACAAGACCACUGGACAGUUCCAUUCCACCAAGGGCUCCGUCGUUGAGGCCAUCGGAAACGCUACCGGCGCCUCGUCAUGGACAGAGUCCGGCAAGGAAGAGCACGCCCGCGGUGAGGGCGAGUACAAGGCAGCCCAGGCCCAAGGCUAUGCCGAGGGUACGACUGACCGCGUAGGCGGCAAGAAGGACUCUGUCGUCGGUGCCAUCACUGGUGACAAGUCGCAGCAGGCGUCAGGCAAUGUCCGCCAUGACAAGGGCGAGACGCAGCAGGAUGUCAACAAGCCUUCAUAG
Messenger RNA from Stereum hirsutum FP-91666 SS1, 306 nucleotides. RefSeq lists its product as uncharacterized. The coding region runs from base 1 to 306 and encodes 101 amino acids. NCBI's taxonomy places the organism in Eukaryota, Fungi, Basidiomycota, Agaricomycetes, Russulales, Stereaceae. The record is from RefSeq and is a predicted model, not a curated record. The transcript is spliced from 3 exons.